CUUUCUAGUUUUGGAUACAAUCAUUGAGUCCCCGUUUCCUCUAAAUAUAAUCCAACUAGGUCUUUUAGGUGUUAAGCAUUGAUUGAUUGGCUCUCUAUUAACCUCUGCUUCACAGCUCUCUUCCAUUCUUUGUACAGAAGAAUGAUGCUCACUUUUAUGGACACAUUUCCUCUACGCAAGCAAAAUCCAUGCACGUACGAAUUAAAUCACACCCACGUCUUUGUGCGUUUAGAUCAGCACGUUACAAAUUUGUGGUAGGCGAUCGAGUUGUAUCUUUUCACGAAUUAAAUUGGGUAGAUGGGGUGGUUAGUUGCUGUGCUCACUCAAUAAUUUCUUUACAAACCGUGAAUUCUCUUGUAUAAAUAGCUUAGGUAUUUAGAGCUUCGCUAUAUGUAAUCUUUUCACAAAACUUAGUCCAAUUAUAAAACUAUGGCUACAAGUAAUAAUUUAGUCGGAAAGUUGGAAGGUGAAUUGAAGCUAAACUCAAAUCCUGAUGAGUUCUUCCAUAGCAUUGGAGGCAAAGCCCACCAACUCCCCGAUCUUAUCAAUCACAAGAUUCCCAGCAUAGAGCUGCAUGAAGGGGAUUGGAAGACCGAGGGCUCUAUCAAGAAUUGGACUUACGUUAUUGAUGGAAAAGUUGAGGUAUACAAAGAGAGAAUGAAGUUUGAUGAAGAGACUAAGACCGUGACAGCGGAAGCUAUAGACGGAGAUUGCAUGAAGCAUUACAAGAAUUAUGUCGUCACCGCCAAAGUUGUUACCAACGAAGAUGGCUCCGGCGCUGUGAAGUAUUCCGUCGACUAUGAAAAGCUGAAUGAGAAUGAGCCGACUCCGACAAAGUACCUGGAAUGGAUUGGUCAUAUGUUGAAGGAUUUGGAUGCUUCCCUCGUCAAACCUUAAUAUAUUUAAACGUUAAUUGCAAACUAUUUCAAUAUUAAUAAAGUCUGAUAAAGCAUUUUCAAACUAGUAAUAUUCACCCUCUUUAAAGCCACAGGAGUAUGGGCUUCCAAAAUAUGUAUUGAUGUGAUAACAUAUAAAAGAAUAUGUGUUUAAUUUCCCUUCUAUUGAUUAAUGAUAUAUGUUUGGUUUGAUAUAUGACAAGUGUUUUCAAAGUUGCGAUGAAAUGACAGUGUUCAUUAAUUACAAGUUUUUGAACCAUUCCUUUCUUUCUAAUUUUGGAAUACUUUACGGAAAAAGAAAAUUGUUCAUGUUGGACCAUUUUGGUUGGUGCCGUGAAGCAUGACGACUCCUUUGAUAAACAAAAGAGAAUGCAAAGUUAAUUAAUCACCAUGGAUUAAUUACGUUUAGGUGGUUUUCCACGAAGCCAUUAGCUAGCAACCGAGCAAUAUUGUCACGUACUAGCUAGCUUGUGGCAAUGGCUAAAUUCAUUAGUUACG
Molecule: messenger RNA, 1394 nt
Organism: Oldenlandia corymbosa var. corymbosa
Lineage: Eukaryota; Viridiplantae; Streptophyta; Magnoliopsida; Gentianales; Rubiaceae
Source: the annotation of a GenBank genome assembly